This is a messenger RNA of Verruconis gallopava, 2542 nucleotides long. RefSeq names its product glucose-6-phosphate 1-dehydrogenase. Gene Ontology annotation, molecular function: NADP binding; glucose-6-phosphate dehydrogenase activity. Bases 388 to 1929 code for a protein of 513 amino acids. Gene Ontology annotation, biological process: glucose metabolic process; pentose-phosphate shunt, oxidative branch. Gene Ontology annotation, cellular component: cytosol. The record is from RefSeq and is a predicted model, not a curated record. The transcript has 6 exons. Lineage: Eukaryota; Fungi; Ascomycota; Dothideomycetes; Venturiales; Sympoventuriaceae.
UCCGUCGCAGCAGUGCGCAGCCCAUACACGCAGACACAACGCCGUCAGCCCAGCGCGCCGGAUCUUCAGCAUCGACAUUGUCGCAGUCGACCUGACGACGAUCCUCGCCUUGACGGUGCUGCUGCGGCCAGCAUCAUCGCGUCAGAGCUCCCGCGCUCCCAACCAACCCGUUCGUCAGCCUCGAGCUCCGGGAAUACCCCACCAAAGCAGCCCGCCGUCUCGAAUUUCCAACCAAAAAAACUCCCAAUCCCACCCCUCCCUUCUCUCUUCCUGCUGUUCUCUGCUCGCUACGACCGGACUCUGUUCCUUCGCCCUGAGAUCCGAUCAAUUGUGGCUCUCUGUCUCUUCUUCGCCGUCUUCUCGCUGUAAUUUUCUCCCGCGCAGACCAUGGCGAACACCAUCGUUGUGCCCAAGGUCGAGCCGACCGCUGGCAACAUCGAGCUCAAAGACAACACCGUCAUAGUCGUCCUGGGAGCAUCCGGAGAUCUCGCCAAGAAGAAGACGUUCCCGGCACUCUUCGGCCUCUAUCGCAACAACUUCCUCCCCAAAGAUGUCAAGAUCGUCGGCUACGCGCGGACGAAGAUGGACCACGCAGAGUACCUGAAGCGGGUCAAGUCGAACAUCAAGACACCCACCAAGGAGAUGGAGGAGCAGCUGGGCAAGUUCACCGACAUCUGCACGUACAUCUCCGGCCAGUACGACCAGGACGAGUCGUUCGUCAACCUAAGAAAGCACCUCGAGGAGCUGGAGAACGGCCGCAAGGAGACCAACCGCGUCUUCUACAUGGCCCUGCCCCCAAGCGUCUUCAUUCCAGUGUCGCAGCAUCUGAAGAAGAUCUGCUACCCCACCAAUGGCAUCACCAGAAUCAUUGUUGAGAAGCCGUUCGGCAAGGAUCUGCCGAGCUCGCGCGAACUUCAGCGCGCCCUCGCACCAGACUGGAAGGAAGAGGAGAUCUUCCGCAUCGACCACUACCUGGGCAAGGAGAUGGUGAAGAACCUGCUCAUCUUGCGGUUUGGCAACUCCUUCUUCGGCGCCACCUGGAACCGAAAUCACAUCGACAAUGUCCAGAUCACAUUCAAGGAGCCCUUCGGCACUGAAGGUCGUGGCGGAUAUUUUGACGAGUUCGGCAUCAUCCGCGAUGUCAUGCAGAACCACCUGCUGCAGAUCCUCACCCUGCUCGCCAUGGAGCGGCCUAUCUCUUUCGAUGCGGAGGACAUUCGUGACGAGAAGGUGCGCGUGUUGCGGGCCAUGCCAGCAAUCGAGCCCAAGAACGUCAUCAUAGGCCAGUACGGAAAGUCCCUGGACGGCAGCAAGCCGGGCUACAAAGACGACGACUCUGUGCCCAAGGACUCGAGGUGUCCCACCUUCGCCGCCAUGGUCGCCUACAUCAAAAACGAGCGGUGGGACGGCGUGCCCUUCAUUCUGAAGGCCGGAAAAGCCCUCAACGAGCAGAAGACGGAGAUUCGCGUUCAGUUCAAGGACGUCACGUCCGGCAUCUUCAAGGACAUCCCCCGUAACGAGCUGGUGAUCCGAGUCCAGCCAAACGAGUCGGUCUAUAUCAAGAUGAACUCGAAGCUGCCGGGCUUGUCCAUGCAGACCGUCGUCACAGAACUUGAUCUGACUUACCGGAGACGGUUCUCGGACCUAAAGAUCCCAGAGGCAUACGAGUCGCUGAUCCUGGAUGCGCUCAAGGGCGAUCACUCGAACUUCGUGCGCGACGACGAGCUGGAUGCCUCGUGGAGAAUCUUCACGCCGCUGCUGCACUAUCUGGACGACAACAAGGAGAUCGUCCCCAUGGAAUACCCAUACGGUUCUCGCGGCCCCGCUGUCCUUGACGACUUCACCGCCUCCUAUGGCUACAAAUUCAGCGAUGCAGCAGGCUAUCAAUGGCCGAUGCACGACGGUACGGCUGGCCCCAACAAGCUCUAAAUCCGCAUCGCGAGGCAACCGCGUCCAGGAAGAAUCUGAACCGCUUGUCAAACGUGUGCGAACUCGUGCUUGGUGCUCUUACAGGCCAACAUGUGUAACAUUCGUAAACAUUUCCUUUCGAGCCCCACUACCAUCAUCAAUAUCUUCCAAACACCCCCGGCCCCUUUUUUGCCUACGGUAGCGCGAUAUAGAAAGAGAGUGUGUGACGCCAUUAAGUGCGACGGUUUUUUUUUCCUUUUCAAAAGAAAAAACCCGACACGUUUACAUGCAUAUGAUUUAAGCUGAGCAAAGGCUUCUUGACUGCUUUGCGACGCAGCGCGGGGAUUCGAAGAUGGGGGAUACAGGGGCCAAAAGGGAUUUGUGUUGUCUGAUUUCUUCAUGGGUCGAUUUGGUUCUUGUCCAAGGCAACAAAAGGAAUGUGGGUGAAUAGACGAAAUCUCGACGCUCUUCGCUGACCAAACUGGUUGAACCUUUUUUUUUUUCAUUCAAACUCUAUCACUGUGUCUUGAUUUUAUCUGCAAUCCGAUUAUGAUGCUGGAAACGCUUGAUGUCUUGCCCCGCCCUAAGAUGGCGAGAUGGAUCGCAUAGUUGACCGUACCUGUUUCUUUUUUUU